Molecule: messenger RNA, 492 nt
Organism: Cladocopium goreaui
Lineage: Eukaryota; Dinophyceae; Suessiales; Symbiodiniaceae
Source: the annotation of a GenBank genome assembly
AUGAAAGCCCUGGUCCCGAAGCAGAUAUGGUUUUCACCCACCCAGUUCCCCUGGCCUGUGAACUGGGAAAUGGAGGAGCAAUUUUGGAGCACCACAUCAGGAACAUGUGAGCAACGCUAUGCAGCCCUUUGGCAACACAUAGAAACAACUCCUGCCCGCUGCGUGCCUUUCCCUGUUCCCAAGAAUGCUAGAGGAAGGGCGAUGACCAUGACCACUUCACCGGUGACUGCUGGUAAAGUGAUUGAGGUGCGCCAGGAGGAACUUGCCAUUGUCUUGGACAAGCCGAUGCAGUUUGAUUUGACCGAGCCAGUUGUCUGCCAAGCCGUAUUGCAGCAGACUGUGCCGCCGAUGACGGUGGAGACAUUGCGUAGUGAAGUUCUUGAUGCGGGACAUUUGCCCGGAAUCUUGCAGAGCGCAAUCCGAGCGGAAGUUUUUGCUGUGCUCAGGGCGCUGCAAAUUGCGGAAGGGUCGGCUGAACGCCUUUUCCUCUAG